AUGGCAUUUUCGCAUUAUCCACGUUCAAGUGGGUGUCGCCCUCUUCCGGAAGAAAGUUCUGCUCGAUGCGACCUAAAAGACUUGAUCCACUUUCGCCUUCAGUCUUUCUUUCUUUCUUUUAUUUAUUUGUUUCAUUUUCGAUCUUGUUUGUGUUUCUUUUGUUUAUUUCCCUCUUUGUUUGCGUGUCUGUUUCUUUUGUUUAUCUCCGUUCUUUCUAUCUAUCUAUCUAUCUAUCCUCAUUCCUUCCUUUCUUUCUAUCUAUCUAUCUAUCUAUCUAUUCUCAUUCCUUUCUAUCUAUCUAUCUAUCUAUCCUCAUUCCUUUCUUUCUAUCUAUCUAUAUAUUCUCAUUCCUUUCUAUCUAUCUAUCUAUCUAUCCUCAUUCCUUUCUUUCUAUCUAUCUAUCUAUCUAUCUAUCCUCAUUCCUUCCUUUCUUUCUAUCUAUCUAUCUAUCUAUCCUCAUUCCUUCCUUUCUUUCUAUCUAUUCUCAUUCCUUUCUAUCUAUCUAUCUAUCUAUUCUCAUUCCUUUCUUUCUAUCUAUCUAUCUAUUCUCAUUCCUUUCUUUCUAUCUAUUCUCAUUCCUUUCUUCCUUUCUAUCUAUCUAUUCUCAUUCCUUUCUAUCUAUCUAUUCUCAUUCCUUUCUAUCUAUUCUCAUUCCUUUCUAUCUAUCUAUCUAUCUAUCUAUCUAUCUAUCUAUUCUCAUUCUUUUCUAUCUAUCUAUUCUCAUUCCUUUCUAUCUAUCUAUCUAUCUAUUCUCAUUCCUUUUUAUCUAUAUCUAUCUAUCUAUCUAUCUAUCUAUUCUCAUUCCUUUCUUUCUUGUUUAGUUUUUACCCUUUGCAUUGUUUGUAUUUCUUUCUUCCUUCCUUCGUGUUGUUUGCUUCUUUCUUUUUUUUCUCUCCUUCGUGUUGUUUGUUGCGUUUUUCGUUUUGUUUCUUUGCUUCAUUUUCUUUCUCUCUUUUACUUUCGUUUUUAUCGUUCUUUUUCUUUUUUCCUUUGCUUCCAUUUCUCUUUUUUUUUUUACUUUGUAAUUGCUGUUUACAUUUUUCUCUCUCUUUCAAAUUCUCCUUCAAACUGAUCUUUGAUUUCUUUACUCCUUCACUGAUUCAUUUUCUCUGA
Molecule: messenger RNA, 1113 nt
Organism: Acanthosepion pharaonis
Lineage: Eukaryota; Metazoa; Mollusca; Cephalopoda; Sepiida; Sepiidae
Source: the annotation of a GenBank genome assembly